AUGGCGGAAAGCUCCCCGUCUAGGGAUUCGAAGAAGGGGAAGGCUAUAGUUCUCCUGGAGGAGCCUCGAGUAGAAUCUGAUGAGCAAGUGCCCUUCUGUUUAAGGGUAUUAGAAGAGAAAUUGGCAAAGGGAUAUAAGCCCUCGGCCAUUGGAGAGUACGACGACAGUAAGGAGCCGGAGGACCAUCUCCGCAAGUCCCAAAACGCGACGCUAUUGCACCAGUAUAACGACUCUAUUAAGUGCCGAGUGUUUCUGAACACUCUUUUUGGUUCGACACAGAAAUGGUUUGAUGGAUUGCCAAAUGGGUCCAUCACUUGUUUCCAUGAUUUCAAAACUGUCUUCCUGCGUCACUUCACCAGCAGCAGGAAGUACCAAAAAACUGACCAUUGUCUCUUCGCUCUUAAGCAAGGGUCAGCCGAGCCCUUGCAAAGUUAUAUCAAGUGCUUCAACCAGGUGGCUCAGGACGUUCCAUCGGCUACCUCCGAAAUACUGAUGAGCGACUUCUCUCAUGGGCUAGUAGAUGGGGAGUUCUUCCAAGACCUCAUUCGGGACCCCGUAAAAAACUUUGACGAGAUGCUUGGGAAGGCCACUAGCUAUUUUAACGUAGAAGAGGCUCAGACCGCUCGGCGCAAAGCAGACAAAGCACCUACUCCUGCCAAGAAGCCAGAGAAAAGAUUGCCUCAACGAACAACUCAACCUCUUCUGCGUGCUCGGACGCCCGACCACCCUUUGGUCCCGGUCAGGAUCCUCGACCGGUUCCACGUGUGGCAGCUAUUCAAGCCCCAAGGCCUGGGCCAUGGGGAUCGCACUACUGCACUUACCAUUGCUGAACUGGGCUUACCUCCGCCUGAGAUCGUGCCCAGGACUCAGCAAAGGAUACUGAUCAGCCAACAAGCCGGGGUAGGUGCAGGUCAACCUAGCAGACCUCAGCUCGACAAUGCUGGACAAGGGAACAAGCAGUCUGGCCACAACCAGGAGCCUGGGGAAGCCAGAGACGAGGAGAACCGGGGAAAUGCGGUCAUUCACGAGAUAGGCAUGAUCUCAGGAAGACCCAUAGAUGGAGAUUCUGCUCGAGCCAGGAAGUCUCAUGAACGACGCUUGGAGAUACAUGCUGUCGGAUGCAGCCGGGAGCAAGCCAUAGGGCCUAUCAUUAGCUUUGGGCCUCAAGACCUGGAAGGACUAGAGCUCCCACAUGACGAUGCCAUGAUAAUCAAGGCAGUCAUCGCUAACAAUCGUGUAGCCAGAGUUUUCAUGGAUACCGGAAGCUCUGUUAACGUGCUGUUCAAAAGUGCAUUCUAG
Molecule: messenger RNA, 1299 nt
Organism: Zingiber officinale
Lineage: Eukaryota; Viridiplantae; Streptophyta; Magnoliopsida; Zingiberales; Zingiberaceae
Exons: 2
Coding region: 1-1299 (432 amino acids)
Source: RefSeq, a predicted model, not a curated record